AUAAUACACCGAUCCUCCCAGUCAAAAAGGCGGAUGGGUCAUAUCGCCUAGUACAUGACUUAAGAGAAAUAAACAAGAGAACUAUAGCCAGAUUCCCAGUGGUAGCAAACCCAUACACGCUGUUGAGUAAAUUAAGCCCAAACGAUUUGUGGUACAGCGUGAUAGACUUGAAGGACGCCUUUUGGGCUUGUCCUCUUGAUGAGUCUAGCAGGGACUACUUUGCCUUUGAGUGGGAAGAUCCGGACACUGGAAGGAAACAACAGCUUAGAUGGACAGUACUACCCCAAGGAUUUACCGAAUCCCCAAACUUGUUUGGGCAAGCGUUAGAGCAGAUUUUAACAGAUUAUCAGACAAGCCCUGGGGUAACCCUGGUGCAAUAUGUUGAUGACUUGUUGUUAGCAGGGAAAGAAGAGGAAGAAGUAAGAAGGGAGAGUAUAAAGCUCCUAAAUUUUCUGGGACUUAAGGGCCUAAAGGUUUCAAGAGCUAAAUUGCAGUUUGUGGAGGAAGAAGUAAAAUACCUAGGGCAUUAUUUAAAAAAGGGUGAAAAGAAGAUAGACCCAGAAAGAAUUCAAGCUAUUCUAUCGCUACCGAUACCGAAGAAUAAAAAACAGAUUCGGCAGAUCUUGGGCCUUACGGGGUAUUGUAGACAAUGGAUUGAGAACUAUAGUAGUAAAGCUAGAUUUUUGUACCAAAAGCUAACACAAGAAGGGUUAAUGAAGUGGACCCAGGAGGACACGAAUAAACUGGAGGAACUAAAAAAGAGUCUAGUUCAUGCUCCGGUUCUGAGCCUUCCAGAUUUAAAGAGGCCAUUCUUUUUGUUCGUAAAUAUAGAAGAAGGAAUUGCAUUUGGGGUACUUACCCAGGACUGGGCAGGGAAAAAGAAACCCGUGGCAUUUUUAUCAAAAAUUUUAGACCCUGUAAGUAGAGGCUGGCCCACAUGUCUACAGAUGUUAGCCGGAUGUGCAUUGUUGGUAGAGGAAGCUAGGAAAAUCACUUUUAAUAGUAGUCUGAAGGUAUUGUCCCCUCAUAAUAUCCGGGGGGUAAUGCAACAAAAGGCAGAUAAAUGGAUAUCAGAUGCCAGGCUCCUAAAAUAUGAAGGGAUUCUGUUAGAAGCACCGGACUUUACCCUAGAAACCACCACUCUGCAAAACCCAGCUGCCUUCCUGUAUGGAGAAAUGGAACAGGGACCUUUAACCCAUGACUGUCUAGCUACUAUAGAAGAACAAACGAAGAUUAGGCCUGACUUGGAGGAAGAAGAGUUAGAUGAAGGGGAAAGACUGUUUGUGGAUGGAUCCUCUAGAAUAGUAGAAGGGGAAAGGAAAUCUGGGUAUGCUAUUAUAGGGGGAACUGAUUUACGGGUAAUAGAAUCAGGAGCUUUAGACAAGUCAUGGUCAGCCCAAGCGUGUGAAUUGUAUGCUAUACUUCGGGCCUUGACACUCCUAAAGGGAAAGGAAGGGACGAUAUAUACUGACUCCAAGUAUGGGUUCGGGGUGGUACAUACCUUUGGAAAAUUAUGGGAGGAAAGAGGACUGAUAAAUUCACAGGGAAAAGGAUUGAUUCAUCAAAAGCUUAUAGUGGAAGUAUUACAAGCCUUAAGGGGACCAAAGAAAAUAGCAGUGGUUCACUUAAAAGGACAUCAGCCAGGAAUAGACUUUAAAAGCAGGGGAAAUAAUGCUGCUGAUCAAGAAGCCAAACGGGCAGCAGUGAGGGAGAUGGUCUUGAAAGAGAAGCCACAGAUUAGAGAAACACUGGAAAAGGAAGAUGUAGAAACAACUAUGGGAAAAAGGAAUGUGGGCUCAGAGACCACCUCUAGAUCUUGUGUUACACCAGGUACAACCGGGAGAUUGGGUUCUAGUCCGGAGCUGGAAAGAAAACCCGUUGACACCAAAGUGGGAAGGACCAUACCUAGUGUUACUUACAACAGACACCGCGAUACGAACAGCGGAGAAAGGGUGGACGCAUGCCAGCCGAAUAAAAGGACCAGUAGAUCCGUCCAGGUUCUCCAACAAAAAUAA
Molecule: messenger RNA, 2015 nt
Organism: Catharus ustulatus (Swainson's thrush)
Lineage: Eukaryota; Metazoa; Chordata; Aves; Passeriformes; Turdidae
Exons: 2
Coding region: 714-2015 (433 amino acids)
Molecular function (GO): RNA-DNA hybrid ribonuclease activity; nucleic acid binding
Source: RefSeq, a predicted model, not a curated record